This is a messenger RNA of Porites evermanni, 19887 nucleotides long. NCBI's taxonomy places the organism in Eukaryota, Metazoa, Cnidaria, Anthozoa, Scleractinia, Poritidae. The record is from the annotation of a GenBank genome assembly.
AUGGCGACUGGGUGGACACAAUUUCAGCCUUGGCAAAAUCAGCCUCUUCCUCCAGGCUGGGAAGCGAGAUAUGAUGCAAACGUCAGAAGAUAGUAAGUAUCCUCGAACUAACGGCUAAUGUAUUUUGCAGGACUGCUUUUAAGAAAAUAAGGCUGACCUCCUUGAGGUACAAUGUAAAUUCCGGUUUCCGCUGAAUUCGAGCAGUCGCCGCUCCCUACCACCUAAAACACGCAUUAAAUGUUUAUUUGGAAAAUAUGAAAAGCUCUCUGCCAUCAGUUCUCUUAGAUAUUUCGCUUGAAAUGUACUGUAACAUAAUUUACCACCCUGACUUGCAUGAUUUUUACGCGUUUUUUGUUGUCAUCUCCAACUUUAUAAAUUAUUAAACUUAAGCUUAUUGUUUCCGUCACAGUGAGUAAAUAAAAAGAUCAAUAAAUAAAAUAAUAUUUAAGGCUAAUCACGGUAAGGUAGAGAUCAAAAGUUUUAAACUUACCGUAUGUUUAAAAAUAACAUAAUGUACACAUGAAUUGAUUAGAGGAUACAACGUUAACAGCUGAUUUAUGAUCCUUAGUCAUUGAUAAUGUGAAUUUGAUUUUAAUAUUUUGGUGUAAUUUUGUUGUGACUUUUUAGCUAUUUCAUCGACCACAAUACACACAAGACAACUUGGGAGGACCCUAGGAUAAAAAAAACAGAAGCCAUUCCUAUGAGUCAAUUCAAGGUGAAAUGGAGAGGAUUAUAAAUUAAUUUUAACACAAUGAGGGAUAGCCUCUCAUUCAGGCAUUUUUAGGGGAAUUGUAUUUCCUCCCUCCCCAAAAGUGGAAAGGAGGAAGGGAGGAAAUACAGCCCCAGCAUGGGAGGCCAAUUAAUGAAACCUUACCUGUGAUCAGAAGAAUACAGGCAAUACAAUUUUGUAUCGUUAUCAGGGGUUUUGUUACCCCUCAAAAAUUAUUUAGAUAAAUUAGCCUGUGGCAUCGUGGUUUCAAAUUAUUUUUUCACAACUGUGGAAAAACUGAUGAAACCCACGCACUUUGGUACAAGUACAAAGUAAAUAGUACCUGAACAAGUGCUAUAACAGCUGUUGCUUAACAUGUUAAUGUUGAACUGUGUGUUACAAGCUCUAGAGUGGCUCAAUUUGUCACUUCCCUGAUUUUUUGCAGUAUUAAAAUGCAACAUUAAAUUUAAUCACAUCUGUUCUAAAUCGCAUCAUUUCUAUUCUAAAUCGCACCAUGUUUGCUUUUUUGUUUUACAUACAAAAUGAGAUGUAAAAACCUUUUUGUUUCCACUUUUCAGCAAACUGGCUACAGAUCAAUAUAAGUUUGGUACUGAAAUAAAUGGAAUUCUGCUAUUUAAUCAUGGCUGUAAUAAAGUGGUAGAAUUGAACUUUGUGUCAUGUAAUUUAGGUCUGAAAUCAUACUUGUGAGUUUCAUGGUUCAUACAAUCUUGAAAAGGUCUUAAAUUUUACUAGUUGUCUUAAAAAGUCCUUGAAUUUGGUUUAGGGCUUUAGGUCCUUGAAAAGUACUUGAUUUCUUUAUUAGGGUCAGUUGAAAAGUCCUUGAAAUUCACAACCUUGUCUACAGCAGUGACCUUUUCUGUAAAAUUAGAUUAUUUUGGCGAGGAAAAUUUGGUUCAUCCUCGGUGUAAGAACCUGUAAAAUUCACGGGUGACGUAAGAACAUUUUUGUGCAUGAACAAUAUUUUAUUACUGUUUCUUUAUUUCAAAUGCUAGUUCUGUACCCAAGUCUUAGUCAUACCCAGUCAUUUUGCAAAGUUUUCUUGCGGAAAGUAGAAGGCUGAUUUAGCAACAGAACGGGAAUGUCAGUUGACGAUGGUACGCACAAAUCAAAGAACUGGUUUGACCAAGGCAGACUAGCAAAUUGAGCACUGGAAGUCAUGUUAAGUCCUUUCCUCGCGCUUUCCCGUCGUCAACUGACGGUCCCGUCCUGUUGCUAAAUCAGCCUAGUAUAAAAUAAUGUGAUCAACGAUGGCCGAAGAAAUAAAACUUGUUAAUGACCCUAUGAUGUGUUUUAGCCAAUACAGACCGUAGGAUGCCGAUUUAUUAAAUAAAUCUUAGUCCUUGAAAACUGUAAUUUGGCCUUGAAAAUUUCUUGAAAAGUCCAUGAAAUUUGUUUGUCUGACUUUGUACGAAGCAUGGAUUUCAAAUUGAAUUCACAGUAAAAUCAUGCAUAUGAUUUCAGACCUUAUACUACUACAUGAGAAAUUUCUGCAAUUUGAUUGGCUUAGAGCAGUGGUUGAAAUACCUAGAUGUGAAAAUUACAAAACUAUUGCGGGUAGUAGUAUAAACAAAUAAUAGUACGAUUGGUACGUGAUAUUUGGCAUAAAUACCACUCGUUAUAUUUCAAAAUAAUUUGUCUCAAAUUUCACUUGCCUAACGGCUCGUGAAAUUACAUAUAACAAUUCGAAAUAUCACUUGUGGUAUUUAUGCCAAAUAUCACUACAAAUCAUGCUAUUACCUAUACAAAUUACAUUCCACUUAGUUCAAUUAGCGUUAUAAAUUAAGGUACUCAUAUAUUAUUAUUGAACAUUUGCAACGGUAAUUGUAGUUGGUUGUUCUUGUACUGCUACAUCUACACGUACUAUUACUUUUUUUGUUUUAAUGUAGACCUCAUCUAAAGCUGAUUCAAGCUCCAGUCGGCGGGUAAGAUACUCAGUAACUGAGGUAUUUUGUUCUUCUAGCUGAUUUUAUUAAAGACUUGGAAUGUUUCUUUAGUUUCUGAAACUUAUAAGUUGUCAUUGUUCUCUGUUUGCCGUGUGUAUCAAAAGCAAUGUCAUCAACCUGGUGUGAUGAUGAGGUAACUUUUUGAUGAAAGUUGGAACAUUUUUGUUUUGUUAGUGGAAAAGUUAUCUUUCGGAGUGGUACUCAGUAUUUUAGACUGUCAUGGUUAAGUUACUACAUUGUAUUUAUUUAUCAAUACAUGUAAAUCAGUAAUAAAAUUCAAUGGAGCCCCAUUCCAUAUCUCUUAUUAUAAUCAAAGGAGUGCACACAAACAUUGCGCCAAAAUUGGCUUAGUAAUAAACACUACUCCUAGCAAUUUCUAAAUUGCAACUACUGAACGUUUGUAAAGACUUUUGGUUGGAAAAUUUGCUUUAGUUUGUUUUGUUAAAGGGUACUGUUUAUUGUUUGUCUCAUGGUUGCUACUUGGAUAUUGAUCGCAACGCUUUGACUGUGUACCCCAGGUCUUUGUCAGGCAAUAGUGUUGAUUUACUGAGUAGGACUAUGCACUAUGCACUACUAUGCAUGCUUCGGGAGCAAAGCUCCUCCGUGUGUACCAACGAUUUCAUGGGUAUACUUCAUCCUGGGAGCAGUAUUUCCACCCCGCAAAAUGCUCCACGAUAUUUAACUGGUUAAACGAACUUGAAAACGCUCCCUCGUGUGUACUGACACAUGCAAAAUGAGCCUGGAGCAUGCUCCGGGAGCAAAACCCCUCGUGUGUAUCGGCCUUAAGGCCUACUUUGCACAUUAUACAAGUGUAUACUUAAUAUAAAUAAGGACAACUGAAGUAACAAGGUGGAAUACCUAGAUACAAUCCAUUUGUAACUAUUGUACUUGUCAAUGCAGGAGACCAGUUUUGGUGGUUCAUCUUCGCAGGCAGCCUCCAAGGCAAGUAUUAAUUUUUUCAAACGGCUAUAACCUUUUAAUUUUUGUUUGCUCUGUCAGUACUGAACUGUCCGCCAUUAAUUUUUCCCUUCUUCACUGAAACUUUCCAUACUGAAAUACAUUGUACUAUUAUAUAGCUGUGUUGCAGUACAGCAUACUGUUACAUGUGGGUACAGUUGUACAUGUGCAUAUGUUACAGCUCAAAAUUAUACUCAGGAUAAAAUUUUGCAGCCUAGGUUGUUUCCAAGUUAAAAAAUUUUAAUCAAAAUUCAAUUUUCACCCUUAACAUAUACACUGCACAUUAAAGGUACAUUUAUGUUUUUCUCUGUGAAAGAAGGCAUAAAAUUUAAAAAUGCUUAGAAGCAAUCAGAAGGUAUUUUGCUGAGGCAUAUCUGACUCAACCAAAAAAGCAAAAUAUUACAAGUCAUGAAUCCAAUUUGUAUAGGUAAUAGCAUGAUUUGUAGUGAUAUUUGGCAUAAAUACCACGAGUGAUAUUUCAAAAUUGUUAUACGUAAUUUCACGAGCCGCUAGGCGAGUGGAAUUUGAGACAAUUUUGAAAUAUCACGAGUGGUAUUUAUGCCAAAUGUCACGUACAAAUCCUGCUAUUAUUUGUUUAUACUACUACCCGGGAAAGGUUUGUAAUUUUCACAUGUAGGUAUUUCAAAUUAAGCUGAAAUACCACUGCUCUAAGCCAAUCAAAUUGCAGAAAUUUGUCAUGUAGUAGGAUAAAUUCUGUUAUUCUCAGGCUUGCUAGUAUUUAGGCCAUCUGAUUUUCUCAUAUUUUGAAAUUUAGUCUCAAUAUAAAGUCUCUAUUUGUAGCAACUGAAGAUUGUAAAUUUUUGACAAUUUUUUUCUUUUAGAGUGAUUUUACCUGAACCGUGAAAUAGUUAGUAGAAUACUAUGCACUAUUAUGCUCUAAUUCUAUUGUCUUCUUUCAUUUGACUCUCACUAUUUUGCACUAUUUGUUAGUAUCUGUUUCACAGUUCAAGUAAAAUCACUCUAUCGUUGAUUGAUGUAGCCAUGCAACAUACAUGUGUACACCCAUUUGAUGAAGUGUUAGUUUAAGCCUUUAAUCUGAUUUUAAAAUCUUGGUCCUGGACUUGAACAGGAAGAACUGUCUCGCUCGCAGAUUUUUAAACCAGGGCCUGGCCAAAUUUUGGGUAUACUAUUCUUAUUCUGCAAUACAGUUAACAUGCACCUGCGACUCCCACAUUAGCCUAAACAGGUUCUUAUAUAAAUGGUAAUAUUUAGCACUUGAAUUUAGGCCAUUGAAUUAGGUUCUUAAAUACAGUAGGUUCUUAUUUUCUGAAGAAAAAAUACAUUGUACCUGAGAGUAUUGGGGGUGCUUUGAACAGCUCAUUCCUUACUAGGUAAACUCAGUGUGUAUAUCAUUACAAAUGCAGUUGAAGUAUUAAGGCACCUAUAUCUCCAAAGAGUAUCCUGGAUGUUGACUUAUCUUAUGAAUUAUUUACCCAAGUGUACAGAUUUUUUAAAAUAGAUUUUAGAAAGUAAGAACCUGUUUCAAAUUUUAGGCUUAACAGGUGAAAAUAACUCUUAGAUAGAGGGGGCCUAAUUCUGGCAAAUUUUAGCCUAACAUGUUCUUAAAAACCAGGUUCUUAGUCUUGGGUUCUCACUGGACCCCUAUUCCAUUAAAAAGCUAAAGUGAUUACAUUGAUUUACAUGCAUAGCGUGAGCCAGCCCGUCCUUCCAGUUUCCAAGAUGAUGAUGACCUACCGUUACCUGAAAGCUUUCUUGCUGAAAUGUUUAAGGAGAAGAGCUUUGAAGAUAAGGAAAAUGGUAAGUUUAUAGGUACAUGUGUAACCGGAACAAUGCCUUGCUGAAUACUCCAAACCACAGAUCACCGGCUGUUUUGAGAGAGACACAGGGGAGCGGGGGGGCUAACCAAUAAGGCAAUACCGUAAGAAAAAUUGGCAAAUUCUAAAAUACUCUGUUAAAAAUGGACGAAAUACUGAUACAGCAUUUAAGAUCAGUCAGGCUUACUGUAAGUUGUAUCCAUCUCAUGAUCUGGCAUGUUUAAUUAUCUGAGAUCAAGCAUGUACCAGCAGAAGAAAUCAACCUCAGUCAUUGCAAGAUAGCGUGAGCUGAGAAGACCUCAAAUUGCAAAGCCCAGUCACUGGAUACAACAAAAAACAAUUUCAUUGUAGAUUAACUGUCAGAAAUUGUGUAAUCAAUUACCAUUAGGUCAAGAGACGUAAGAAAAUUAACUUUUUUGUACCAGUAUACAUGUACCUUUCUGUGUUAUUGUGUCGCCUAAAUAUUCUAUUGACCUGUAUGAGCCUGGGGGUAUUAGAGGAGAGCAAAAGGGAAAUGCAAUACCACAUGUUUUAACAUGUGUAUUUGAAAAUAUGAAGUUUCUGAAAUACCACUUGAUAAAAACUGAAAACUGUGAACUUCAAUGUCCCUCUCUUCAGGGUGCCAAAAAUAAAAAUUCAGAAAGAAUGAAAUUAAUUAUUGCAAAAGGCUGAAAACUACAUGUAAUUGCAUUUUCUGCCUUCUGCUGAAGAAAUUUCCUUGGAAUGGCACAUCUGAUAGGAUUCUAUUGACUGACACAAAAUUAAUAUUAAUUUUAAAAGUCUUACUGCUUGUCUAGAGUCUCUCAUACUAAAAUAUAAGCUGCGACUCAAUGAGUCAUAACUGGCAAGUUGCUGAUAUAGUGACAGAUUGGCCUUUAAAAAAAAGCAAAUUUAGCAGAUACAUGUAAGCUGCUUUAUAAUAAGCCAUUUCUGAGUUGCCCCAAUGCAUUCUUUCAAAGCGAGGCUAAGUGUGAAGCCACUGAUAUGAAAAUGAUCUUUUUUAUUCUCAUGCAAAUAAAACUGAUCUUCACAAGAAAGGUUAAAUUGUACUUACAGUAGCCCACUAUGAGAGUGAGAACUUCUGCAACUCAGAAAUGGCCUUUGUGGGUUUGUGGUGCAUGUUCAAGGCUGUGCACCAAGAAAAAUUGAAGGGAGUCUUGUAUUCUGAACCCCUGUGAAAUCCAGGGUGCCCAGCACAUGAUGUCUAUGAGAAAACUUAAAUUUUCUAGUCACUUGCUGGGUCAGCUAAAGUUAGGUGCCAGGGGCCAUUGGGCACUGCUAGAGCUUAGCCUUGAUGUCGCCCGUUAUUAUUUUAUUUUUAUGUAUUUCACAUUUGUUUUCAGUAAAAAAGAAGCUGAUUAGAGAGUUUCCAGGUGUUGAUGAAGUUGUUAUUGAGGUUGCACUUCGUACUGUAAGUUAACAACUGUUAAUCUGUCAAACAAAUAGCAGUUUGACACUGUUGUUAUGUACUGUUAUAUGAUAAGCACUCGAGGCGCAAUAAAUUCUUUCAGAAUUGGUUAUUAUAUAAAGAUUAUAUGCAGACAAGGAAAAUUGGCUGGUACAUGUAUUUUAAUAUCACUUGGGUCACCAGCUUUUGAAUGUUCCAAUGAUGCAAUUUUGCCACAAAGUACAUGUACCACAUUUAAAUGCUUCUCGCUUUGAACAGUCAAAACGCAAGUUGUUGAGAAUCUCACAGUUCUUGAUUUACAAAAAAGCACAUCAAAUACAUGUAUACUUUACCUGUAUUAUGAGAUAAAAAACAAACAUGCCCUUCAUGUAACAGGUCUUAUAGUUGUAGCCUGUGAAUAUAGCUAUCUCUACGUUCCUAGUAGCAAAGAGCGUUCUCUUUUGUAUUCUAAUUCUGAUUCUUUUGAUAUUUCAGGCCAAACAUGAUGAAAGCAAAGCCAGGGAAAUAGUGAAGAAGUUGAAAGGUAAUUCUUCACCAUCAGAGUCCUCUGUGGAGGCAUCUAGUGUGGGGUUUACUCUUCAACAGAACUUCACAUGGUCUCUUCAGUUUCCUAGUUAAUAAAAUAAUAAUUCUUUUUCUUUUUUUUACAUAAAAAAUGUGCUUUAAUCUGGUUGGCCUAGAGCAAUGCAGUAUGCAAAAUCAAGGAAAUAGAAAUGAUAAUAUCUUAUAGAAUGGAGCACUGAGCUUGCCCAAUAAACAAUAGAUAUAUGUACGCAUUAAAGGGGCUGUGUCACGGAUGUCCGGUUCAUUUUUUUUAAUUUUGUAAAUUACUCGCCCUCAAUCUGUAUGGAACUUAAAGUAAGCAAAGAAAUUAAAAGUAAAUGAAAAAAUCAGAGACCCGAGAGAAACAAAUACAUGUACAUGUAUGUCUCCUGAGCAUUAUUUUUGAAGUUGCAAGCAGUAGGGAUCAACUUUGAAAAACUGUUAGGCUGAACAGUUUUCAAAAACUCUUAUUUCAAUCCGUUUCAAUCUUCUUCAGUUUUGCCCAUCCGUGGCAUCUGUUAUAUUUUAACCUUCCUUUAAAGUUUUAAGUGGUUAUUUUUGUGUUUCUCUAAUUUAACGGGCAUUUUGUAAUUUCCUAAUUUGACUGAAUUUCGUGACACAGCUCCUUUAAGAACCAAUGAGGUGCCACAAUCUUUAUGAGCCACUUUGAGGUGAUGCAUGGGGACGAAUUUUGAUGCAGUAAAUUUUUUUCACAUUAUUUAAGGGUAAUCAUACGACUUUUCUCAUCCAAUUUGGAAUUUUAUUUGCAUUUGUGUGAUAUAUUUCAAAAAGCUGUAACUGCAUUUGCCCUACCAGCUCAACAUUUUUGAUACAUGUACAUCUUGAAAAACACAUCUGUGAAGAAAAUUUCAAAUUAAACUGAAAGUUGUAUGAUUACCCAUACAAUAUUAAGAAUGGCCAGUGUUUUUUUUAUCUAGGCUGGGUUUUUGUCCUGUCCUCCUUGUAAAACGGAUGGUGAUGCUCAUUGUCUCCAUUAGGAUUUAAAGUAAUAUACAUUGUAAAUUUUGGCACAUGUAUCACCUAGGUGUGGGAUGUUCAGGGCAGAACACCCAUAGUAUUAUUAUUAUUUUUUUAUGCACACAAGUAUCAGUUAGGAUUGUGUGUGAAAAAAAAUAAAAAUGCAAGCAUACUGGUGACACCUGAAAUACGUAGAAAGAAGAAAUCAUUCAAUUACAUGUAUGACGUCCUUAUCACAAGUGAAACCACAAUAGCUCUUAUUUAGCUGUUUUUUAACCCUUUAUGCCCUAAUAGUGAUCAGCGUCAAAUUUCUCCUUGUAAUAUCAAUGCUUUGUAAAACAAAGUGGUCAUGAGAAUUACGGACAUGAUCACGCAAGAUGAAUUUGCUUUAUAUUUUAUCAAUUUCUCCCCACUACUUCUGUAGGAAAUGAAUAGAGGCAACAAAGGAGAGUUCAAAUUUUGAUGUUAGGGUUUCAAGGGUUAGAGAAUGGUCUCCUUUAGGGGUCAAGUCAAGCCCGAGCUCUGCCCAGGGGCUCAAUUUCGAUUUUCUGAUGAACAGAAUGGAAGUCCUUCCUCUGUGUUCUUCAAAAACCAUAGCCUGUGAAUAGGUUCACUUGUGGGAAUUGGGGAAAAUUUUGGUGGUCCUGAACGGGCGCGAGCGCGCCGGGAUGGGCAGCUCGCCCUUCCACAACCUCGCACAAUCUAACCCGGUCGCAGGUUACCAAAAAAAACCCUGUUUUGAACGAUGGUGGUUGUCGGUGGUUUUAUGUAUAAAACUACAUUUAUAAUAGCAUUUCUAAUAGUUACUAUUCAUUCAUACUGUUUAUUUUGUUAGGUGACGAAGACAGCAAAAAGGGCCCUGCAAAGUGAGUACAAAACUUUAUACUAAUAAUUAAGUGAUAUUUUUUAAACUAGCAUCAUCGACUUUAAUUUUUUGGAAAAAUAAUUGUUGGUACCACAAGUGAAGACUGCUAAUAUUCAGCCUUCACACUCCAGGUCCAAAACGACAUCCAGCUGUUCAAGACGCUAAAUAGCAUUAUUGUACAUCAAUAAUCAAUCAAUCAAUAAUCUUUAUUUAUACACGAUAAGUAUUAAAGCGACGCUUCGCUUGUGGGGUCGUGUCUAAAUAAUUAAAUAAGAUAACUAAUGAAUUAGAAAAUAAAUAGGAUAUACACCANGCCUGUGAAUAGGUUCACUUGUGGGAAUUGGGGAAAAUUUUGGUGGUCCUGAACGGGCGCGAGCGCGCCGGGAUGGGCAGCUCGCCCUUCCACAACCUCGCACAAUCUAACCCGGUCGCAGGUUACCAAAAAAAACCCUGUUUUGAACGAUGGUGGUUGUCGGUGGUUUUAUGUAUAAAACUACAUUUAUAAUAGCAUUUCUAAUAGUUACUAUUCAUUCAUACUGUUUAUUUUGUUAGGUGACGAAGACAGCAAAAAGGGCCCUGCAAAGUGAGUACAAAACUUUAUACUAAUAAUUAAGUGAUAUUUUUUAAACUAGCAUCAUCGACUUUAAUUUUUUGGAAAAAUAAUUGUUGGUACCACAAGUGAAGACUGCUAAUAUUCAGCCUUCACACUCCAGGUCCAAAACGACAUCCAGCUGUUCAAGACGCUAAAUAGCAUUAUUGUACAUCAAUAAUCAAUCAAUCAAUAAUCUUUAUUUAUACACGAUAAGUAUUAAAGCGACGCUUCGCUUGUGGGGUCGUGUCUAAAUAAUUAAAUAAGAUAACUAAUGAAUUAGUAAUGGUAACAGGACUGAGUGGAGUCCAAUUCGGUCUGUAAUCAUACGAGUGAUUAACAAAAUCGGACGACCGCGUAGCGGGAGUCCGAUUUGUUUCAUCACGAGUAUGAUUACAGAUCGAAUUGGACGACACGAAGUUCUGUUACCAAUCAAUCAUAACUUUAACAAAAUUUGUGAUAUAUAGGGCUCUUUUUUAAAAUCAAGACACAAGAAAUUCCAAGAUUUUUUCGCUAGCAAUGAAAAAAAAGCCAUUUAAGCGCGCGCGUGAUGGCGCGUACUGUCCAAUUACUUAGGCAUGACGCGUACUGUCCUAUUAAACUGUCCUAUUAAGGCUGAAAUCAGGGCAGUUGAGAACCAAUCAGAUUUGAGAAUUUUGUUAUAGUUAUGAUUAUACUUAAAAUCUUCCUCUCUUCUUCACAUGAGUGUAUACCCUGUUUAAAACUCAUAAGCCUGAAGACCACAUCCUGCUCAGUGUACCUGAAUUAACAUAUAACACAUGGAUUUCUAGACUUUACCGUCACUUAUCUUAGCAAAGGCUUUUCUCGUACCAAGCUGAAAUCAGGCUCUACUUUCAUUCCCCUUGGUAAAUAGAUUUCCGGUGGGAAAUGCGAAUCGAAAAGUCUUGCAUUUAGUAGAGUGUAUACCUGAAUUACGAGUGUUUGCGAAUCGAUUAAAUUUUUUUGCAUCACUUGCAUGUGCAUUCACUAGCCUUCGAAAAGACCGAAAACAGCCGUCUCUCCCUGCACCUCGCCGUGACAUCAAAGGGACCUUCAACUCAACACCAGGUCCUUCCAGACCACAUACAUUGUACCAUGUAUAUCAGUUGGAAGAACAAAAGCAUUCCCAGAAUGUGGACAGACGUUACGAAAAAUCCCGCCACAGUCAAGUCCCUUUUAAUAUAGUGGACGCUGUACGGACCUGGAGUCACGCCGCUCCACUCAUGUGUCGAACCUAACUAAUGAAUUCAGUACGGUAAGAGAGUGGCGAUCUGAAUCAAUUUGGUACGGCAGGUUUAGUUUGGUGCGGCCUUUUGUCGAACUUAACUUAGGCUCGACCUCGACACACGGUGCGCCGUCUGAAUCACAUUUCGCGCCAGUGUCGCUCCAAAGUCAAUCGUAUUCAGUUAGAUCCGGCAGAUGAAAAGUACGACGUCUGAACCAGGCCUUAGUGUCCUCAUUAGCAACAGUCCGUAGUAGGGGGAGUUUAUUUCAAUCAAACGUCCGCAGUUUAUUUUUGCCUGGCAUUUACCUGCUGUCCGUAUUAUCGGGGUGCCCGUUAUAGCGAGGUGUCCGCAACGUGACGUAUACACUUAGGAAGUGCUGCUGACCACUUCACCAAGAAUACGUCUGGGGCUCGCCCUCGCUCGCCCGCAAUUAUUUUUUUUUUUUCGUAAUUUUCUCCGUCUCUGAUUGGCUCAAAUGUCUUUGCUAAUUCUUCAUAACCAGCUAGCAUUGACCAAAUUUGGAAGGCGUUUGCGAUAUCCAAUAAAAAUGACGUCAAUAGUACAAGAGUACAAGUCAAUAGUACAAGUCUCUGAGUACAAGGUAUGGACAGCAAAAGGAUCCAGCGGUACAUGUACCGUGCAGUCGAUUUUCUCUUUGGAUUAAAUCCGUUUUCGUUUGUUACCAUUCUGGCCGCGGUUGUUCAAACGUUGGAUAGCGGUAUCCACCCGGAUAAAAAUCUAUCCACUGGAUAAUUAACAAUUAUUCUAUAGAGACUCCGUUUUGACCUUUAAAUGUCAGAACGAUCUUGUGCCUCAAUACUUAAAGUUUACCAAGCGCUCAAAUAUACAUACUCGUAACACUCGUCCACGGAACUCUUUGCAGAUUCCGCUAUACAGAACGGCCAUAGGCCAGCGCACAUUUUCCUACAGAGGGGCCUACAUAUGGAAUAACUUGCAUAAUGAACUUAGGCAAAGUGCCUCAUUGGCAUCUUUCAAGCGCGCCCUGAAAGACACACUAUUGAGGCAGACAUUUCCUUCAUAAGCUUUAGAUUUUAGUAGAAUACCAUCAUAAAUUGUGAUUUCGAGUUUUUAUUGUCAUUUUUGCUUUUAUAAAUUGGAAAUAGUUUGUAAAUAGUUUCUGAAAAACCUCACGAGGAUGUUACUAUUAAAGUUAUUAUUAUAGCGCAGUUGGUUUCCCUAAUACUUAUUCACUGGAUAGUGAUUUAUCCGAUGGAUACCGCUAUCCAACGUUUGAACAACCGGGGCCUGUAGAUUAAGCAUGUGACAUCGCUUGGUGCAUUGUAUAGGCCUUGUGAUUCGUCUUAUUUUCUUCCGCAAUUUCCUUGGUAUGUUCAGUUUGAUUUCACCUUUCCCUCGUUGUAAAAGGAAACAAGCAGGAAGGUGUCGAUAUUUUAGUUGUCAUGUUUAUGGUGUGGUGCCCUGUGCCGUUUCCUCUUUGCAACUUACACUGCAUUUACCAGAAUCAAGUUUCUUCAGCCUCUGUCGAAUAUAUUUCAUGGACAGGUGAGAUUUAACUUUAAUUAAAAUUGUUUUUUACAGGCAUACAAAGUAGCAAGUUAACGACAUCUCGAGAAAUGUAGUUGUCUCUUUAAUAGGCCCUGUUUUUUGUUUUCUGAUCAGUUACAUUCGGUUAGUGAGGUUGUGUUCUGUUCAGGAAAAAUACCUGUACAUUUGUUUGGUAAAUCACCUUCAAUCAGCUCCAGCUCAAAACUUGGACUGGAGUAGCCUCAUGUAGCCUGCGAACCGCCGCUUCUCUCCCUCUGGUCCUCUGGCGGGCGCCGAAAAAACCGGAUGCUCUCGCAGGCUAGGACCGGAGUAAAACAGUAGAAAACCAACCUGCUCACUGCUUUUUGCGACACAAGCGAACCUUGUAGUAUUGCUGAUGUUUUGAACUCGGAAACAUUACGAUUACAGGAUCUCUUUCCUUUGUACCAAUCUUUAACAUUUUCGCAGUCGCGUGAUAAAUAAGAAACUCGGUCAGGAUCACGCAGGAACGUAUGGCCCAGGCGUGAUAUGAUAUAUCAUGUGAUACCUGACGUCGCGUGAUAGUUGCUGUCAUUUGUGUGAGAAGCUUAUGCUCUCAAUUAUUACUGUGCCUUAUAGCCCCCUAGUGGCUCAUUCAGGUCUCUUAAUACUGGUGUGUACACAAAAGGUUUUUCCUUGCGUUCACUCUGAACGAAAAAGAGACAACCAGCUACUGUUUGUAUAAAAUAUUGUGUGAUGUCGAUGAGUUGUUUUGCCCCGCUUACCCCAGUCCAUGAGUUACGCAACAUCUCUGGGAAUCAAAUUUCGACGAUCCCUGUUCAAACGUUUUCAUGCAGAGGUGAGAUUCUAUCUUUAGUCGUAAUUGAUUAAGCAAUGGCCGAAAAAAAUAGCAUAGACCAUAAACUAUUACACAAUUGAAUUCUGUGUUAAAGAAAUAAGCCUAGUUAAAAUUUUAGCAGCGAUGUUUUGUGACUGAGAAUGAUUGCUUAAACUCUUUCCCUGAGAAUACAAAUGCUUACCCUUUUACUGUUUAGUCCUAUUUUUGUUGUAUCGUAAACAGGUUAUACCGGCCAACGUUUUCACAAUAGACCUAUUCGGCUAACUCAAUGUUGUACCCAAUUCAAACCCUUUGGGAAUAAAACUUUUUGUUUCAGGAAUUUCCAUACAUUUAAAUGAGAAUGUCACAUUAUAAUGCAAAUACAAUACACAAAGAAUCUUAACCCCGGGAGAUUUGAAUUGGAUACAACAUUGAGUUAGCCGAAUAGAUCUAUUAGGUGUAUGCAACAUUAGACUACGAGUAGUCCCCCAUUUUUCCUCAGGGAUAGUAGAGCAAGCGAAACGCGAACGCGCGCGAAAAUCGCCCCACGCGAGAAAAGGCGACACGCGGCGGGGAGAGAGAAAAAUUUUUCUCUCUCCCCGCCGCGUGUCGCCUUUUCUCGCGUGGGGCGAUUUUCACGCCCGCUCGCGUUUCGCUCGCUCUACUAUCCCUGAGGAAAAAUGGGAGACUACUCGUAGUCUAAUGCAACAUAGGAGAAUUGUGCGAGGGAGCAAUUUUUUGUAAGGUCUUUUAGAGUAAGAGGGCGUUGCGGGACUUCUUCCUCAUUACUGAUCGGCAAGCCAACUCAAGAGUUUGGUUUCAAUAAUCGAUGAUGUUAAAAAGGCAAGGCGAGAAUAGGCUUCAAAAUACUAUUCAUUGCAUUAUCACGCGCGGUUUUUACGCACUCACGUGUAUCUAUUGGCCGGAUUUGCAACAAGUCUAAAGCCGGUUAAAAAAUACGGGUCAAUUAAAAUAAUAGCCUGUAAUUGGUCUCCUUGCCUUUAUUCCAUAUUCGUCUUAUGUCUUCCAUUGUUUGCGUAUCAGUUUUAACGCCAUUUCGUCAAGUGAUCAGUACUCGAAGGAAAUAAAAUCGACCAUAUGGCGCAAAAAUCAGUUGCUUUUACUUGGCUCAGGAACUUGACCGGCUUAAUGGUGAUGAUGAUCAUAAUAAUAAUAAUAAUAAUAAUAAUAAUAAUAGUAAUAAUAAUAAUAAUGAUAAUAGUAAUAAUGGGUUCAGUGUCAAAGAAGCUGGCAGGCCACUUGGAGCAACUAGGAAUUAAAAACCGAACAACAACGAUGCAAAAGUCGGCACUCCUCGGAUCGGCACAUAUCCUCAGAAAGGUGCUGGAAGUCUGAGGUCUCGGGAUGAGACUUGACUGGAUAUUUCUCCCCAGGGAAAAUCCCUGUGCUAGAUUUUACGUAAUAAUAAUAAUAAUAAUGAUCGUGCAUUCAACCUUUUUGCAGCAUAAACUGAAUUACAAGGCGAGUCAUUAACUACAUACAAAUACUUCGGAAUUAUGACACGUAAAUAUAACUGUUAAUAUUAAGACAUAUCACAUUUCGGUAUUUUAAACGUGAUUCUGGUAUUUGAUGGUUCAAAAAUUUCCAAAUCUGUUAGUUCUUGAGGAGGCAGGCACAGAAACAGUUUCUCCUGUUCUAAGGGCAUACGGUCUUGUCUGUGCAACUCGCGGCACUAAGUUUCGUAGCAGGUCGGAAGAAGAGUAACUUCGCUUGAGAAAUGUUAUGCACGCAUCCUCCCUCCUCUGGAGCAGCAGAACUGAGCCUGAUUUCUUGAGCGCGUCCUCGUAGUUCCGAGAAGGAAAAAUAAUUUUUAGCGCCCUCUUUUGUUUUGAUUCAAUUUGAUCGCUUAAGUAUUGCGUGAGGUCAGCCCAAGCGGGACUCGCAUACUCUAACAAUAGACAAGAAUAAGCUGCCUAUCAGUUAGUAUGAUGAUGAUGAUAAUAAUAAUAAUAAUAAUAAUAAUAAUAAUAAUAAUAAUAAUAAUAAUAAUAAUAAUAAUAAUAAUAAUAAUAUUAUUAUUAAUAUUAAUAAUCGACUUUGUUGAGUUGAAAAGCAAUAAGAAUAGUAAAUCAUCGACUCGGAUGUGGCAUGUCCUUUUGAUACCCGAAUUACAGAAAGAGAACGAGAGAAGAUUGACCACUACCAGGACUUAAAAGUGGAAAUACAAAAAGCUGUGGAACUGCAAAAGCGUAUCUGUUGUUCUAGUUGUAAUUGGGGCACUUGGGGCGGUGACCGAAAACUUGAUGAUGUGGGUUACUAAGAUAGGAACACGUGCGAUCCUGAACUUACUCCAGAAAGCCUACUUGUUGGGAACAGCAAAGAUCUUAAGGAGGACUCUAGACACCUAAGGCUAUAGGAUAUAGCUUGACGGAGCUAGGGAUACGUGACCACCGAUACAAUAAGUGGUGUGAGAUAUGAACAUUAAUAAUAAUAAUGAUAAUGAUUACGAGCCUGAUUACCCUUAAUUAUACGACACGAAGUCCUAUUGUCAAUUGCGAGAAUCCCAGGACUGGAAUAUUUAUUAAAGUACAAAGUUCAAAUCACAUCAGCUUACAGCUUCGAAAGCAAAAACAUGGAUUACAACUUAUCGGGUUAUGGAGCUCAAACUGCAUGAACGUUUUAAAAUACUUAUUUAAUUUUAACCAAAUUGAAGGUGUCUAGAUACCAGAUUGUUUUAAUUGUUUUUUUAAGCUUAAGUUCAAUACAAUAUACAGUAACAGAGAGAGAGAAAAAGAAAAGAAGGGUAGCAUGGUACAAGAAAAGAUACAAUUCGUACAGAGGAUAUUACAAUUCUUCGUUUGCAACCACGUGACAAGGCGACCAUGUUGGGGGUCAAUACAAUAGAAUUUUUCUCGAAGAAUUUGUAUAGGUAAUAGCAUGAUUUGCAGUGAUGUUUGGCAUAAAUACCACGGGUGAUAUUUGGAAAUUGUUAUACGUAAUUUCACGAGGCGUCAGGCGAGUGAAAUUUGAGACAAUUUUGAAAUGUCGCGAAUGGUAUUAAUUGUUUAUACUACUACCCUUACAAGGUUUGUAAUUUUCACAUGUAGGUAUUUCAAAUUAAGCUGUAAUACCACUGCUCUAAGCCAAUCAAAUUGCAGAAAUUUCUCAUGUAGUAGUAUAAACAUGAAAAUACAGUUUAGUUCCCAGAGGAGAGAAAUGUUUUUCUUCUUGACCAACAUGGCCGCCCUGACUUCACGUGUAAACCAGCAAUACUAAUCUAACUUAAAAACUGAUAAAAAUCAACUGAACAUGCGAGAAGAUAUCUCAAUUGAAGGUUUAGUAAGCUUUUCACUUGCUUAAAAAGUAAAGCAAUAGUUUGUAAAGUAUACACGUGUUCCUAAAUGCCAAACUUGUUUCCAGUACCCUAGUAACCUCACGGUUAAUGCGCAUGUAUCGCGCAUAUACCGUAUACUUUGCACCGGUUUCUGACCGGCAGCAUGAAUGUGUUUAAUAUAUUUCCCAAAAAAUUAAAGAAUUUAUACACGACUUUUCAAGGUACCAAGCUUUAAAUGUCCACGUGUAGAAAUAAAGAUUGGUUGAUUGAUUGACUCAGGGGUAAGUCGAGAUUUUCUUUUGUGCACAUAGGAAAAAACAAGAACAACCGGCCAAAGCCAAAACCCAAGCUGCGCAACCCUCGAAGCCCAGGUCGUCUACUGAAGAUCUUAGUAAAGCUAAAGGCAAGUCUACUGCUAAAGCGAAAUCCGCCAGUCAAGAAUCUUUAGAUAAGGCCAAGGCCAAGGCCACUUAUGUGCCGAAGUCCACCAGUCCAGCAGUUACUGUUGUUGCCAUACCGCAGCCUCCUAAGUCACCAUCCCCUGCUGCUCCAUCCAUGUCCUUAGCAGGCCUGAUCAGUGAUUCCAGCACAGGUGGUGGUUCAAAGUCCAUUUCGGAGAUGACUGGUCGCUCUGGAAAGAAGCCAUUAGACACGCAAUCGAAGCAAUCACCACAGUAAGUGUGUUUUUAAACCUGUAUCAAGCUGACACCUUCUUGAAACACGCAACUGCCCGGAUAAUAACCAAAAACAGGCUUGUGUGAAGGAAAGAAAGAAAACCUAGGGACCAUUGUCUCCGACUAAUAGGAAGAGUACGCUUAAUCCAGAUUUUACUGCAAUUUUUUUUCAUGUUGCUCGUGUACUCUUCGGUAAAUCACACAGAUUCGACCCUGGUUAUCAUGACUAAAUAAUUAUCUUUCUUAACUAAACAUGACCGCGCGUAUCCACAGGUUAAAAACAGGUAAAAUGGAACCAGUUUCAGUAUACAUACAGAUUAGAACUGGACCAGAAGGAAGAAUUCUGAAAAAAAAUAUUUUUGUUAGUCUUCCUUCUCUCUGGUGCCUUCAUGCUGUGGAUUCACUGUUUUCUGGAAACAACUUUUUUGUCUCUGUUUAACUUUUUUUUCAUCUCUUAGGAAGAAGAUGUACGUUGGAAGUGGCAAAGCCUACAAGUCUGUUUUGCUGUGUGCCCCCAAUGGACCAAACCCAGCUAAUGCAAACGGGCCAAAUGCACUGUUACUUUUGUAAGUAACUACAUACUAAGGACGCGUUUCUUUGAGGGAUUGUUUGCAUGUAAUCCAAACACGGUUUUUGCGUUCUAAAUCUAAAUGUCUGAUCUACAAAGGGCAGUACAGCCCAUCUUCAGCAGAUCUUCAGCGUUUCUUCACUUAAAAACAAAAAUGGAUUUUUAAUCGAAAGAAUCAUGAUUCAUUGUUUUUAUUGUUCGCCGUUUCAAUAACAGGGAAUAGGGAAAACAGUGGAUGAAUCGAUACUGCAAAUUAAUCUGAAUCCGGACCCUUGGGAUUUCUGAUUUCCAGCCGGGCGUCAGCACUUUUUGGUUGGCGGAUAUUCGAAAAAGGGUCUUCCGGCAAGCUGGUUUCCCAUGAUAAUAUUAGCGUGAAAAUAUGCUAUUAAAAGGCAUAUGGAUAAUGAUAAUGUUGAUAUGAUGAUGAUGACGAUUUUUCCAUUCCAAGAUUGCUCCCCACCUUCUCUACCUUGGGUGCCACAGGCUUUUCAUGCGCGGUUUCCGGUUUCGGUUAAGUAUUAAAAAGUGAGCCACGCGAAAAGUUUUUUCGAAAAGUUUUUUCUCGCGGCUUCGCCACUCGUGUCUGCGGCCGACGAAGCUCCUCAUCACACGCGAGAAAAAACCUCUGUUACCCAGGGUACACCUUCCCAUAAGUGGCCACUUUCCCACAGCUCUCCCUUCGUUGGCCGUUGUGUAGACUUAGGUACAAGUCGAGCUCAAAUGUUUUCACGAGCGCCAAGCGCGAGCGGUAGAUUUUUUGUUUUGUGCGGCAAAAGCGAGCGAGAGAGCGAGAGCUCGACUUGUUUCCCCUGCAAGAAAUCGUAUCAAGUGACGUCAUUUUGGCGCGAACUAUUUGCGUCCCUGUCGCGUGUGUCGUCGCGAGCUGUCAAAGUAUGUCAAAAGAAACAAAUAACGGAAACAAAAUUCCGGUAAGAGAAAGAAAAUAAAGUAAAUAAAAGGGAAUGUUCAAUACAAAAAAGGGUAAUGAAAAAAAGUGCCGUCUUGCCAUAUUUGUGAGUUCAGUCUCUAGACGUUUCGGGCCUGGCCCUUCAUCAUUGGAGUUCAAGUACGUAAGAAUCGUUGCAGGUUAGCAUGCGCCAUGAAAGAAAGCAUAAAAAAUAAAAACUUUGUAGUGCGGCCGCUCAAGACAAAACAAGUCGGUAAUGUAUUUUCGCUGCAUUGCUGCCAGGAAAAUCCGGCCUUGGUAAAGUACUAGUAACGGUUUGACUGCAAUUCUUUUUUUUUUCCUUCAGGCCUGAGUGGGUACAGCCUGAGGGACCUCAGCGCCAAAACCGCAAGGGCCCGCUACGAGGUAACAGGCAGGGACCAGCCAGGCGAACUUUGAAUUGCGGUACGUAAAAAACGUGUCGUUCAAUUGAUGUGAAAUUUAAUGUUUGUAUAGACUUUUUUCUGUCAUACUUAUGUAGCCUGUGUCGAUUAAAGAAUUUAACGGGCUGUCCAGACAGCUUGGUGCCCGGGAACCAAUGCUGCUACCGUCACAAAAUGAUGUUGUGUUCACACCUGGGGUACCCGCUAAGUAACUGUGUACAUAGUCUCUCGGGCACCGGCUAGCGUGGGUUCUUGUAAAAAGGGGGCGUUCACAUUAGUGCUCAGUGAGUACCGUACGCGGGAAUUGUACCUGGGCACCAAGCGCUUUCCAAAAGUCAGAACUGACCGGCCUGACCGUGGCCGGACCGGUCAUUUUGAAAAUGAAAUAGGCUUUUCCCAAGAGUUUUUGGUAAAAAACCAUCUCCUUCGUUCAUGCUUUUUAGGAUUUGAUCUGAUUGGAUAGUUUUUAUUAAAAGUGAAAUUCUCAUUACGACGGGAAGGUUCUGGCCGGUCAGUUCUGGCAAAUGGAGAGCACCUCUAAGUCUAAAAUGCAUUUGAACGUUGUGUUUUACAGGUCCCCAAGCAAGUAACCGUAAUGGGCCCAUUCCUAAUUUGGCCAACGGAUCAAUUUACGCCAGGACAGCAUUGGUGUCUUACGUGUAG